GGUCUACCAGCUAGAGCUUGUACUGACUUCCCUCUCGAAGACAAUGAAUUACACCGCCUGUCCUCGUGUCAGCUUUCCCUUUGCACACAGAUUCUUACCUCCUGUUUACAUCUUAGUGUUCAUCGUUGGUCUGAUAGCCAAUAGAUUGGGACUGAAGUCUCUGCAGCACAACUGGAAGAAGCUGGGUAACGUCAAUGUGUUUGUUCUCAACCUUGGACUUACGGAUAUUUUGUACCUGCUCACACUCCCAUUUUUGGUGGUGUACUACUUCAUGGGGAGUAAAUGGAUCUUUGGAGAAACGUUCUGCAAGAUAACAAGAUUCUGCUUCAAUGUGAAUCUAUACGGCAGCAUUGGAUUCCUGACUUGUAUAAGUGUGUACAGAUACCUGGCCAUUGUUCAUCCAAUGAGAGCGAUGGGAAGAAUAACUGUCACCCGUUCUGUGAUUCUUUCGGUCACAGUCUGGCUGUUGGUGAGUGUUCAAAGUCUUCCAGACAUGUUCUUCACCAAAACAUACAGAAACCUUACUGGAAAAUGCUACGAUACCACGGAUAACGACCAUGUUGAGGAGUACCUGAAAUACAGUCUUGGAUGGACCCUCACUGGGUUUUGUAUCCCGUUACUCAUCACACUGGGCUGCUACGGACACGUGGCUGUAGUUUUAUUGACACUGAAGAGAACUGACAAAGUACUGAAACAGAGAAGCUUGAAGUUGUUGCUCAUCUUGAUUCUUCUCUUCUCUGUCUGUUACAUCCCCUAUCAUGUACUUCGAAACCUCAACCUCUGGUCAAGAGUUCUUACCAAACAGAGGAUAUGCCAUGAAUGGAAUAACAGAGUCUUCGUUGCGCAUCAGAUAAGUCGGGGCCUUGUGUGUCUGAACAGUGCUCUCAACCCUCUGGUUUACCUCCAUGCACAUGAAGAUGUUACUGCUCGACUCAGACAGCAGCUCCAGCAGGUUCGUCUGUCUUUCCACCGUUUGUGUGACUCUGGCCAUGUGCCUGUGUCACAAACUGCAGAUGAAAGAUUAUAGUUAAUACUGUAAUAUCAACUUUUUAGUUACAAAUAUCUAAAACCACAGCUACUUAAUACCGUGAUGCAGCUGUCUAUCACAUCUUUUAGUGUAAAAUGACUAAAGUGUGGAUUAAUUGUUAGUCAUUCUUUGAAGUAUUUUAUUUUUUUUGCUGGAAUAAUGCUUUUGCUGUACUGGAUGAUGUUUGUUUUUUUAUUCUUUUAUCAUUCAGUGACAAAAUGCUUUAAAUAAACAGAAAACUCAGAAGAUGAUGCAUUGAUGAUGAUGUGUCUCUUUUAGAACAGGUCUCUCAGACAUCGCCAGACCAGAAAAGAAUCACAAGCGGUUGUUUAUCCAGUUUAAACCUUAUUUCAAAGAUGUGAACAGAAUCAAGUUGAAUUUGGGAAAUUUCAGACACAUCAGGAAUUAUUUAACUACGGAGGCCUCAAAGUUGUACGUCAAUGCUGUGAUUCUCUCACACAUGAACUAUUCCUUAUCAGCUACACACAGAUGGGUACGAUUACAUUAGGAUCAAUACAGACACCUUUAUAAACAAAAUCUGAAUUCAUCUACCAGAAAGAUAGUUGAUGGUCAAACACUGAUGCUUUUUACUGGUGGCAGGUGGACUGAAAGAUCAACUUUCUGUAUCCAGAAUUGCUUUAAAAAGUUGCAUCAUGUUGCUUUAAUCCUCGUGAAAUUUCUUUCUGCUCUUUGCCUCUGAAUAAACAUUUGACAUGUGACUUGUCUUAUCUAAAUCUGACCUGUGACAUUUUGCUC
Molecule: messenger RNA, 1783 nt
Organism: Acanthopagrus latus (yellowfin seabream)
Lineage: Eukaryota; Metazoa; Chordata; Actinopteri; Spariformes; Sparidae
Product: P2Y purinoceptor 1-like
Exons: 1
Coding region: 44-1027 (327 amino acids)
Biological process (GO): G protein-coupled receptor signaling pathway
Cellular component (GO): membrane
Molecular function (GO): neuropeptide receptor activity
Source: RefSeq, a predicted model, not a curated record